AUGUUUGCGCUCAAUGUGUUCAGCAGGGUCCUCCUGUUUGACGUUUUAAAGUCCAGGGGCAUCCAGGUGAGGUGCAAGACCGUCAAAAUGUCCGCGUACAAAAGGCCUUCCAGGGCCUCGCCCACCGGCCAGACCAAGAAGGCCAACAUCGGCCUGAAGCGCCUCUCGGCCGAGUACGUGAGGCCUGGCGAGCUCCUGGUGAAGCAGCGCAAGGUUCUCGCGCACAACCCGGGCGUCACGAGGACCCGGCACUUCAAGGUUUACCCCGGGGAGAACGUCGGCGUCUCCUCCAAGUCGACCAGCCUCUUCUCGCUCGUCGCCGGCCGCGUCAAGUACACGCACGACGUCGCCAGGGACGUGAAGCUCGUGAACGUGCUCCCCGAGCCUCCCGACGAGCUUCUGAGGGGUGACCUUUGGCGUUACAGGACCGAGCACGUGACCAGUCUGCAGGACAACACCGCCCUCGUUUGGAGGCGAGUCAAGAGCUCCUACUGCUUCAGCCACCGACUCCCUCUCGUCAAUCCCCCUCUUAAGCCCUAUCCGAGGCCCAGGUUCCUUUCAAAGACUGACCAGCGGGAGAACCCUUGCUACCCCGAUCUCUUUUUGAACUACAGGUUUCCGCCUCAGAAGCCUUAA
Messenger RNA from Theileria orientalis strain Shintoku, 636 nucleotides. RefSeq lists its product as uncharacterized. The record is from RefSeq and is a predicted model, not a curated record. Bases 1 to 636 code for a protein of 211 amino acids. Lineage: Eukaryota; Apicomplexa; Aconoidasida; Piroplasmida; Theileriidae. Gene Ontology annotation, biological process: translation. The transcript has a single exon. Gene Ontology annotation, cellular component: mitochondrial large ribosomal subunit; ribosome. Gene Ontology annotation, molecular function: structural constituent of ribosome.